Molecule: messenger RNA, 2754 nt
Organism: Colletotrichum costaricense
Lineage: Eukaryota; Fungi; Ascomycota; Sordariomycetes; Glomerellales; Glomerellaceae
Product: amino acid permease
Exons: 4
Coding region: 1-2754 (917 amino acids)
Biological process (GO): amino acid transmembrane transport
Cellular component (GO): membrane
Molecular function (GO): amino acid transmembrane transporter activity
Source: RefSeq, a predicted model, not a curated record
AUGGCUUCAGGGAUGGAAGAAAAGACUGUCGGCCUCAGCCGUGCCGACAGCACCAACAGCAACAAGCUCGGGACUGUCAUGUCUGGCACCAAUGCUGCUGUUGCUCAACAGUAUGGCGAGACCCAGCGUGGUCUCAGCCCUCGCCAUGUCCAGCUGAUGGCUAUCGGAGGUUCUAUUGGUACCGGUCUUUGGGUCGGUAUUGGCGGUGUCUUGUCCAAGGCCGGCCCUCUCAGUCUCGUUCUCGGUUACACUUUCUGGGGUCUCCUCUUCAUCUGGCCGCUCAACUUGUCUGUCGCCGAAAUGUGCGCCUACCUGCCCAUUCGCGGUACCAUCUUCGAACUCGCCUCUCGCUUUGUUGACCCUGCUCUCGGUUUCGCCAUGGGAUGGACUUACUUCUUCGCCGGUCUCAUGUUGGUUUGUACGGAAUACAGCGCUGUCGCAACGGUCAUUCAAUACUGGAACGCGGAUAUCAACCCGGCUGCCUGGAUUGCCGUGGCCAUGGUCUCCUGUGUGGCGGUCAACUUGGUUGCAGUCAAGUACUACGGAGAAUCCGAGUUCAUCAUGGCUUCGACAAAGGUCAUACUGCUGAUCGGCCUGUGCCUUAUCACCCUCAUCACCAUGUCCGGCGGCAACCCUAUGAACGACGCCUAUGGAUUCCGUAACUGGGGCGACGGCAACUACAUCCACGCCUACUUCACCGACGGGUCGACAGGGAGGUUCUUGGGAUUCUGGAAGGUUGUCAUCUACGCUGCCUUCACCAUUGCCGGUCCCGACAUGAUCGCCCUCGCCGCUGGUGAGAUCCAAAACCCCCGCCGCACCAUCCCCCGCGUCGCCAAGCUCAUCUUCUACCGCCUUGUCGGUUUCUACGUUGUCGGUGUUCUGUGCGUCGGCAUCAUCUGCAGCUCCCGCGACCCUGGCUUGCUCGGCGCCAUUGAGAGCGGCGAGCCCGGUGCUGGUGCUUCCCCUUGGGUCGUUGGUAUCAAGAACCUCCACAUCAAGGCUCUUCCCGAUAUCAUCAAUGCCUUCAUUCUCCUCUCUGGAUGGUCCUGCGGUAACGCUUACCUCUACUCGACUUCCCGCACUCUCUAUGGUCUCGCUCGCGACGGACAGGCCCCCAAGUUCCUCCUCAAGUGCACCAAGGCCGGUGUUCCUAUCUACUCCGUCCUUGUCGUCACUGUCAUCUCCUGCAUCACCUUCCUUGUCUCGUCAAACAGCGCCGUCGAUGUCUUCUUCUGGUUCGUCGACUUGACCACCACCGCCCUGAUCAUGACCUACACCUUCAUGCUGAUCACCUACAUGGGCUUCUACCGCGCCCGCAUGGCCCAGAACUUCCCUCCCGAGACGCUCCCCUACCUGUCUCCCUGGACCCCGUACUUCCCCGGUCUGGCUCUGCUUUUGGGCAUCCUGGCUCUCAUCUUUGUCGGUUUUGACAACUUCUAUCCCUUCAGCGUGAGAGGCUUCAUCACCUCCUACUUUGGCCUCAUCUUUGGUGUCGUCACCUUUCUCAUCUGGAAGGUUCUGAAGAGGACCCGCUUCGUCCACCCCAAGGAGGCAGAUCUCAUCAGCGGAAAGGCAGAGGUUGAUGCCGAGUGCCGUCAUUGGGAGGAGGGUGGCAUCGAGGAGACUCGGACGAUCCCUUCAUCCGCGCCGGGUGCUGCCGGUCUGCAUUCAGAGGCUGAAGCCGAGGUCGAUACGGACCGCGUAGCAACCACGAUAUCCGCGACUGUGGAAGCGAACGCGGGGUUCUCGCCGUUUCGAAUCAUUCCGUCAAACGAGACGAGCGCUUCCUUUCGGGCGGGCGAACUGCUGGCCACAGACACUGAUCGAUCAGACGUCCUCAAGCCUGAGGUGUUCGACUUCUCGGACAUGGGCCUUGUCUGCACCAUCAACGCUGAUGACAUUGCCAAUCGAUGGCUGAAUAACUUCGUCCCAAUACCGGGACAAUUGGCAAAGAACUACUCGCCGAGUAUAUCGGCUUUCAUCCAGAGGAUUCUGGAAUCCUACGUAGAUUGUUCCAUCCGCGGGCGCAAGGUUCCUCCUUUUGUACAUUGGUCCCAGAUAACUCUGCCAUCCAGCCAACCCUUGUCAAAUUGUCUUAGGGCCAUUCGAAGCUUUGGUGGGCCCGAUGUGGCAGGCGCCGAGGCCGUAGCCAACGAACUCAAGGUAGAGAUGGCGAGGCUUUACAGCCAACACGCCUCCUACGAUGAUAUGGCACUUCUCGCAGCAUUUCAAACGCAUCUUAUUUACGCCAUGGUCAUCUUUUUCAAAUUCGGGAAAGCUUAUCACCCAUUUCUACGGGAGGCCAUGAUGAGUACCCAAGACCUCGCAUGUGCGGUGGCGAAGAAAGGACUCACGUGCGUUUCCGGAGAUGAGCCCCGUCCCAGGUGGGAGUGCUGGAUUGCCGCCGAGGCUAAACGAAGAACUCUGUUCACGAUGUGCCUCUUCGAUAGCGCCCUGCUGACACAUGACGGCCUCUCAACUCAUCUUGCCACCGAGUUACGCGGGUUAUCAGCGCCGGCGUCCAAGGCGUUGUGGGAGACUCGAACGAGGCGCGACUGGAGAGGUGUAUAUGACCUUCAGCAAGCAGAAUGGCCAGAUAGUUGGCUGGCUAUCGACGAAUUAUGGCCUGUGCCUGGAAAUUUCAGCGAGACUGAAGUUAUCCACAGGCGUUCAAGAGUAAAAGCAUGGCUGGAGGACCUAGACGAAUUCGGCACAAUGAUAUAUGCUGUGACCAGCGGUACCCACGGUACCUGA